This is a messenger RNA of Pongo pygmaeus (Bornean orangutan), 3930 nucleotides long. It is a transcript of the gene GFRA1, whose product is annotated as GDNF family receptor alpha 1. The record is from RefSeq and is a predicted model, not a curated record. Gene Ontology annotation, cellular component: external side of plasma membrane; signaling receptor complex. Bases 426 to 1892 code for a protein of 488 amino acids. Gene Ontology annotation, molecular function: signaling receptor activity. Gene Ontology annotation, biological process: nervous system development. The transcript is spliced from 10 exons. Lineage: Eukaryota; Metazoa; Chordata; Mammalia; Primates; Hominidae.
AGUUCCCCCUGGCUUGGCGGCCUCUGGAGGGAGACGAGUUCCGGGGAGAAGGAGGGCGGCGACAGGGGCUAGGGAUUGGCGAUCGGAGUGGGGAGGGCCGGCGGCUGAGCGAGCUCGCUGGCUGACGCGAGGAGGGGGAGGCCAACUUCCCGGGAGAAGGGGCUCUUUCGGCGCCAGGGCUGGCUAGGGAGCUACCGCCGCCGCCACCGAGGGCUCGGACUCCAGGCAGCUGCAGGCUCCGCUCGCGGCGCUCGGAAAGUUGGGUCGGACCUGAACCCCUAAAAGCGGAACCGCCUCCCGCCCUCGCCAUCCCGGAGCUGAGUCGCCGGCGGCGGUGGCGGCUGCCAGACCCGGAGUUUCCUCUUUCACUGGAUGGAGCUGAACUUUGGGCGGCCAGAGCAGCACAGCUGUCCGGGGAUCGCUGCAUGCUGAGCUCCCUCGGCAAGACCCAGCGGCGGCUCGGGAUUUUUUUGGGGGGCGGGGACCAGCCCCGCGCCGGCACCAUGUUCCUGGCGACCCUGUACUUCGCGCUGCCGCUCUUGGACUUGCUCCUGUCGGCCGAAGUGAGCGGCGGAGACCGCCUGGAUUGCGUGAAAGCCAGUGAUCAGUGUCUAAAGGAGCAGAGCUGCAGCACCAAGUACCGCACGCUAAGGCAGUGCGUGGCGGGCAAGGAGACCAACUUCAGCCUGGCAUCCGGCCUGGAGGCCAAGGAUGAGUGCCGCAGCGCCAUGGAGGCCCUGAAGCAGAAGUCGCUCUACAACUGCCGCUGCAAGCGGGGUAUGAAGAAGGAGAAGAACUGCCUGCGCAUUUACUGGAGCAUGUACCAGAGCCUGCAGGGAAACGAUCUGCUGGAGGAUUCCCCAUAUGAACCAGUUAACAGCAGAUUGUCAGAUAUAUUCCGGGUGGUCCCCUUCAUAUCAGUGGAGCACAUUCCCAAAGGGAACAACUGCCUGGAUGCAGCCAAGGCCUGCAACCUGGACGACAUUUGCAAGAAGUACAGAUCGGCGUACAUCACCCCGUGCACCACCAGCGUGUCCAACGAUGUCUGCAACCGCCGCAAGUGCCACAAGGCCCUCCGGCAGUUCUUUGACAAGGUCCCGGCCAAGCACAGCUACGGAAUGCUCUUCUGCUCCUGCCGGGACAUCGCCUGCACAGAGCGGAGGCGACAGACCAUCGUGCCUGUGUGCUCCUAUGAAGAGAGGGAGAAGCCCAACUGUUUGAAUUUGCAGGACUCCUGCAAGACGAAUUACAUCUGCAGAUCUCGCCUUGCGGAUUUUUUUACCAACUGCCAGCCAGAGUCAAGGUCUGUCAGCAGCUGUCUAAAGGAAAACUACGCUGACUGCCUCCUCGCCUACUCGGGGCUUAUUGGCACAGUCAUGACCCCCAACUACAUAGACUCCAGUAGCCUCAGUGUGGCCCCAUGGUGUGACUGCAGCAACAGUGGGAACGACCUAGAAGAGUGCUUGAAAUUUUUGAAUUUCUUCAAGGACAAUACGUGUCUUAAAAAUGCAAUUCAAGCCUUUGGCAAUGGCUCCGAUGUGACUGUGUGGCAGCCAGCCGUCCCAGUACAGACCACCACUGCCACUACCACCACUGCCCUCCGGGUUAAGAACAAGCCCCUGGGGCCAGCAGCAUCUGAGAAUGAAAUUCCCACUCAUGUUUUGCCACCGUGUGCAAAUUUACAGGCACAGAAGCUGAAAUCCAAUGUGUCGGGCAAUACGCACCUCUGUAUUUCCAAUGGUAAUUAUGAAAAAGAAGGUCUCGGUGCUUCCAGCCACAUAACCACAAAAUCAAUGGCUGCUCCUCCAAGCUGUGGUCUGAGCCCACUGCUGGUUCUGGUGGUAACCGCUCUGUCCACCCUAUUAUCUUUAUCUUUAACAGAAACAUCAUAGCUGCAUUAAAAAAAUACAAUAUGGACAUGUAAAAAGACAAAAACCAAGUUAUCUGUUUCCUGUUCUCUUGUAUAGCUGAAAUUCCAGUUUUAGGAGCUCAGUUGAGAAACAGUUCCAUUCAACUGGAACUUUUUUUUUUUUUUUUUCCUUUUAAGAAAGCUUCUUGUGAUCCUUCGGGGCUUCUGUGAAAAACCUGAUGCAGUGCUCCAUUCCAAACUCAGAAGUCUUUGGGAUAUGCUGUAUUUUAAAGGGACAGUUUGUAAAUUGGGCUGUAAAGCAAACUGGGGCUGUGUUUUUGAUGAUGAUGAUGAUGACAAUGAUGAUGAUUUUAACAGUUUUACUUCUGGCCUUUCCUAGCUAGAGAAGGAGUUAAUAUUUCUAAGGUAACUCCCGUAUCUCCUUUAAUGACAUUGAUUUCUAAUGAUACAAAUUUCAGCCUACAUUGAUGCCAAGCUUUUUUGCCACAAAGAAGAUUCUUACCAAGAGUGGGCUUUGUGGAAACAGCUGGUACUGAUAUUCACAUUUAUAUAUGUACUAGCAUUUUCCACGCUGAUGUUUAUGUACUGUAAACAGUUCUGCACUCUUGUACAAAAGAAAAAACACCUGUCACAUCCAAAUAUAGUAUCUGUCUUUUAGUCAAAAUAGAGAGUGGGGAAUGAGUGUGCCGAUUCAGUACCUCAAUCCCUGAACGACACUCUCCUAAUCCUAAGCCUUACCUGAGUGAGAAGCCCUUUACCUAACAAGAGUCCAAUAUAGCUGAAAUGUCACUCUAAUACUCUUUACACAUAUGAGGUUAUAUGUAGAAAAAAAUUUUACUACUAAAUGAUUUCAACUAUUGGCUUUCUAUAUUUUGAAAGUAAUGAUAUUGUCUCAUUUUUUUACUGAUGGUUUAAUACAAAAUACACAGAGCUUGUUUCCCCUCAUAAGUAGUGUUCGCUCUGAUACGAACUUCACAAAUACAGCUUGUCAAAAGCAGACUCUGAGAAGCCUCGUGCUGUAGCAGAAAGUUCUGCAUCAUGUUACCACGGACAGGCAGGAGGAAACAGAGCAGACAAGCAUUGUCUUUUGCCAUUGCUCGAAGUGCAAGCGUGCAUACCUGUGGAGGGAACUGGUGGCUGCUUGUAAAUGUUCUGCAUCAUCUCAUGACAUUCUUGUCAUGACACAAUCCAGUACCUUGGUUUUCAGGUUAUCUGACAAAGGCAGCUUUGAUUGGGACACGGAGGCAUGGGCAGGUUGUCCUUUCUUUGGAAGCACAUCCAUGCUGGGAUGCACAGUUCUUUUCCUAAGGAUUGUGUUUACUCCCGAUUGCAAUGUCUUGGCCACUGUUAGGAGCAGUUUGGUCUGAAGGUCAUUAAGGAUCUGCUUGCAUCUUGUUUCAUGUCCUCCGUGACAGACUGCAGACCGUGUUAGGAAAGAAGGAAGGUUUGUGAAUCAAGAGGGUUGACAUUAGGUUUGGUGAGAUGAGUUGGUUGGCACAGAUCAGCAGAACAGGACCCUGGUGAUAAGGCAUCUGGCUUUGCUAACCACAUAUCAUCUUCCAUUAUUCUCUUUCUUAACUAAGUAGACCCGAAAGUGCACUUUCGAAGUUUGGUUUAGAUGGCGAGAUUCCAAAUCUACAAUGAUCGAGUACUGGUGGCCACUUUUCUCCAACAUUAAGUAAAGAGGAGAUUCCACCUUGAGAAAGUCCUGGGGAGCAUUGGCUUUCUUCCCACAUUGGUAGAGGAGAUGGAGGAGGAAACCAGGGUGCACAUUUCUACAGAUCCCCUUUGCCUGCUGGUGUUUGCCUUGUAAGAUAAGUCACUGGGGGAAAGGGGAAAUCUAUGAAAUCCAAGAUAAAGGCAUAGUCUUUCAGCUCUAUUGGUGUUCAAAGUACAUUUGUGUCCAAAUGUUAAUCAACACAAAUGUACAGUACUCCAUACUGACUUUUUUCGCUUCAAAAUGUUUUCAAGGGAAAUUCAGCAGACACCCAACUGUAUUUAAUUAGUGAAAAGUUCUAUAAAGACUCUUACUUUGAAUAAACACAUUAAAUGUGUCAAAA